AUCCCGGUCAUAACAUUUUUGUGUCAAAAAACACGACUUCAAAAAACAAAACAUUUCUACUUCUAUAAGUUAAAGAAAAUAGUCGAAAAUUCAAGAACAAAUUUAAUUAUUACACAUUUUUAAGAAAGAGUUUUAAAUUAAUAAAAAAUGGCAUCAGCAGUACAUUGUCAAUUAUGGAUGGGAAGUCUUGAAACCUAUAUGACGGAAAAUUUCGUCAUUGCAGCCUUUCGGAAGAUGGGCGAAGACCCUACGACAGUUCGACUCAUGAGAAACAAAUACACCGGGGAACCGGCUGGUUACUGUUUUGUGAACUUUGCCACCGAUGAUUUGGCCAUGGAUGCAAUGCACAAACUAAAUGGCAAGCCAAUACCAGGAACAAAUCCUAUUGUUAGGUUCCGUCUAAACAGCGCUAGCAAUUCCUAUAAAAUGCCGGGAAAUGAUCGUGAGUUCAGCGUUUGGGUUGGUGAUCUCAGUUCGGAUGUAGAUGAUUAUUCAUUGUACAAAGUAUUUUCAUCCAAGUACACCUCUAUCAAAACGGCAAAAGUUAUUCUAGAUAGUUCUGGUUUCUCAAAGGGCUAUGGAUUUGUUCGCUUUGGCAUUGAAGAUGAACAGAAAUCCGCUCUCUAUGAAAUGAAUGGUUACAUUGGGCUCGGUUGUAAACCACUUAAAAUUUGCAAUGCUGUACCAAAACCCAAAUCAGACACACCAACCACUGAGUACACGCCUAGUGGUUACAGUACAACAACAUCGACAACAACUGCAGCCGCUGCUGCUCCUACAACAAACUACUCACAAUAUUACGACCCUUCGACCUACUGGCAAGGGUACAGUGCUUGGCAAGGCUACUACGACCAACAGACUGCCACUACAGAUGCCACUGCAUACUAUCAACAGGCAAUGCAACAGCAACAGCCUUCACAUGCCGAUCCACAAACUCUCGCUCAGCAUGCCGAGGCGUGGAGUGCACAACGAAACAUGAACUAUGAACAGCAACAGCAUGCCCAACAACAACAGCAGCAACAACAGGAACACGAUGAUGAUUUGGCUCUGGUAGACCAUAAAUUCAAUCUUGAUAUUGAUAAGAUGAAUCGUGAAUCCAUGGAUAACGACAGGAAUUUGUACGAUGCUUUGGAGAGCUCCAAGUGGCUGCCGAUUGAACAAUUGGAAGUUUUCUGAAAAUAGAAUUAUAAUUUUUAUUUUAAUUAAGUAAUAUGUAUGUUAGUUUACAUAAUAAAUCUUUUUUUGGUUUUAUUUUUUUUACAAAUACAAAUUUUAUUUGGAGCUUUCAUAUAAAAUGCAAAUGAUCGUGUCUCAUUAACUUA
This is a messenger RNA of Eupeodes corollae, 1322 nucleotides long. RefSeq names its product tRNA selenocysteine 1-associated protein 1 (gene Secp43). The record is from RefSeq and is a predicted model, not a curated record. NCBI's taxonomy places the organism in Eukaryota, Metazoa, Arthropoda, Insecta, Diptera, Syrphidae. Gene Ontology annotation, molecular function: RNA binding. The transcript has 2 exons. The coding region runs from base 148 to 1176 and encodes 342 amino acids.